Messenger RNA from Blastocystis hominis, 268 nucleotides. RefSeq lists its product as hypothetical. The transcript has 4 exons. The record is from RefSeq and is a predicted model, not a curated record. Bases 1 to 261 code for a protein of 86 amino acids. NCBI's taxonomy places the organism in Eukaryota, Bigyra, Opalinata, Blastocystidae.
AUGGACAAAAUUCUGGGAAAGUUUGUCUGGAGUACUGAGACGUCCCAAUUUACAGAGGUGAGUGGCUGCCUGAAGGAAGAAGCGGACUUGGAGCGACUCAAAGAUCUGUUUUAUGACUGUGUUUUGGACGCUGGCAUAAUUACCGGCUCUGAUAUUUCUGGAGAUACCAAGCUUCGUAGAAUCAUUUUAUCCUACCAGCACUUUGAAUAUGUCAUCGUGUUGGAAAAGACGAAUAUGUCUGUUGUGAAGCGCCAGUUGUAACAUGCAA